Molecule: messenger RNA, 1736 nt
Organism: Brassica oleracea var. oleracea
Lineage: Eukaryota; Viridiplantae; Streptophyta; Magnoliopsida; Brassicales; Brassicaceae
Product: cytochrome P450 81D1-like
Exons: 2
Coding region: 37-1575 (512 amino acids)
Cellular component (GO): membrane
Molecular function (GO): heme binding; iron ion binding; oxidoreductase activity, acting on paired donors, with incorporation or reduction of molecular oxygen, NAD(P)H as one donor, and incorporation of one atom of oxygen
Source: RefSeq, a predicted model, not a curated record
AUCUUUGACUUUAGACUCCAUAAAAGCUCCAGGUAGAUGUGCAGACAAAGCAACAAAAUCAGAAAAAGCGACAAGAUGUUUAAUUUGCUUUCAUUCGCUCUGAUCGUCGGAUUCAUUGCAGCGGCUGCUUACCUUUUUCGAUCAAAGCUGAAUGUUCCACCAAGUCCGAUAGGUUUGCCGGUGAUCGGACACCUCCACCUGCUAAAAGAUCCAGUUCACCGUUGCCUACAUAACCUCUCUCGGAACCUCGGUCCAGUGUUUUCGCUCAGGCUCGGCUCUUGUCGUGCCGUGGUCGUCACGUCAGCUUCCGCAGCGGAGGAGUUUUUAUCUCACGAAAAUGAUGUUGUUUUCGCAAACAGGCCGAUCAGUACUUUGGGUAAAUUCGUUGCUUACAACAACUCGAUAGUCAGCGUCUCUCCCUACGGAGACCACUGGCGAAACCUCCGCCGUAUCUGCACCGUGGAGAUCUUCUCAGCCGCUCGUCUCAGAGAAUCGUCCGAGAUCCGGAGAGACGAAGUGAGGUCUCUCGUUCGGACGAUCCACAAGGCGACGUCAGGAGGAGGAGACAACUCUGUCCGAGUGGAGCUACGACCGUUGCUUUCUGGGUUUACGUUGAACGUCCUUAUGAGAAUGGUCGCUGGAAAAAGAUACUACGGCGAAGAUAACACGGAAGCAAAGGAAGUGCGGGAGCUGAUCAGCGAAACGUUCGAGCUCGCUGGGUUUACUUAUGCCGGUGACUUUCUUCCGAUUUUGAAACUGUUUGAUUUCAAUGGAUACGUUAAGAGAGUGAAGAAACUUGGCUCGAAAUUGGACAAGUUUCUACAGGAACUGGUCGACGAGCACAGAAGAAACAGAGGAAAAACAGAGUUCAAGAACACAGUGAUCACGCAUUUGCUAACUCUUCAAGAAUCGCAACCUGAGUACUACACUGACGAGAUCAUCAAAGGACUCGUAAUGGUGAUGAUAGUUGCCGGGACCGACACAACGGCAGUGACACUGGAAUGGGCAAUGGCUAACCUUCUAAAGUACCCAGAUGUUCUAGCGAAAGCCAAGGAGGAGUUAAACAAUGUCGCCUCCAGUAAAGGGCGUUUGAUGGAGGAGUCUGAUACGAGCACUUGCACAUAUAUCAACAAUGUGAUCUCAGAGACUCUUCGACUGUAUCCUGCUGGGCCAAUGCUGGUCCCACACGCAUCUUCCGUUGACUGCAAAGUUUCUGGGUAUGAUAUUCCACGUGGUACAUGGCUAUUCAUCAACGCGUGGGCUAUUCAGAGAGAUCCCAAGGUAUGGGAUGACCCUGAGGCCUUUAAGCCGGAAAGGUUCGACAGUGAAGAGUUAAAGACUCAUCAUGGUAAGUUUCUACCAUUCGGAAUAGGUAGAAGAGCGUGUCCUGGAAUGGGGCUGGCACAAAUUGUAUUGAGCUCAGCUUUAGGAUCAUUGAUCCAGUGUUUCGAUUGGGAGAGGGAUGACGAGAUGGCAGUUGACAUGUCGGAAGGAACCGGUCUUACCAUGCCCAAAGCUGUGCCUUUAGUUGCCAAGUGCAAGUCUUCACCAAUCCUAGACAACGUUGUAUUCUAAUUUCUCUUAAUGCGUGAGCCCAGACAACGUUGCCAAUCUUAGACAAACGUUGGAUGGUCAUUUACAUUGCUAAUAAGAAAAUUCUUCUUCUAUUUUGUUUGAAUUGUCGAGAAACUUAAAUAUUUAAUCAUGAAUCGAGAUCGCUCACUCGAUUUCCUCUA